Drosophila melanogaster (fruit fly) is the source of this 1980-nucleotide messenger RNA. RefSeq names its product tropomyosin 2 (gene Tm2). The record is from RefSeq and is marked reviewed. NCBI's taxonomy places the organism in Eukaryota, Metazoa, Arthropoda, Insecta, Diptera, Drosophilidae. The coding region runs from base 109 to 963 and encodes 284 amino acids. The transcript has 5 exons. Gene Ontology annotation, biological process: system development; animal gross anatomical part developmental process.
UCAGCAUCAGUGUUCUCGGGGUUUCGACAGCGUAUAGUGUGUUUGAAACGCUAAGUGCUUUUUUCCAGUUUUCUUCCCUUGUAAGUCAAAAACAAAAACACAAACACCAUGGACGCCAUCAAGAAGAAGAUGCAAGCGAUGAAGCUUGAGAAGGAUAACGCCAUUGACAAGGCCGACACCUGCGAGAACCAAGCCAAGGAUGCCAACUCCCGCGCCGACAAACUGAACGAGGAGGUGCGCGAUCUGGAGAAGAAGUUCGUCCAGGUGGAGAUCGAUCUGGUUACCGCCAAGGAGCAGCUGGAGAAGGCCAACACCGAGCUGGAGGAGAAGGAGAAACUCCUGACCGCCACCGAGUCCGAGGUGGCCACCCAGAACCGCAAGGUGCAACAGAUUGAGGAGGAUCUGGAGAAGUCCGAGGAGCGCUCGACCACCGCCCAACAGAAGCUGCUGGAGGCCACCCAGUCGGCCGAUGAGAACAACCGCAUGUGCAAGGUGCUGGAGAACCGUUCCCAGCAGGAUGAGGAGCGCAUGGACCAGCUGACCAACCAGUUGAAGGAGGCCCGCAUGCUGGCUGAGGAUGCCGAUACCAAGUCCGACGAGGUCUCCCGCAAGCUGGCCUUCGUUGAAGACGAGCUGGAGGUGGCUGAGGAUCGUGUCCGCUCCGGCGAGUCCAAGAUCAUGGAGCUGGAGGAGGAGCUGAAGGUUGUCGGCAACUCCCUGAAGUCCCUGGAGGUGUCCGAGGAGAAGGCCAACCAGCGCGUGGAGGAGUUCAAGCGCGAGAUGAAGACCCUGUCCAUCAAGUUGAAGGAGGCCGAGCAGCGCGCCGAGCACGCCGAGAAGCAAGUGAAGCGCCUGCAGAAGGAGGUCGACAGGCUAGAGGACCGUCUCUUCAAUGAGAAGGAAAAAUACAAAGCAAUCUGCGACGAUUUGGACCAGACAUUUGCCGAACUUACUGGAUAUUAAAAAAGAUCACAAACAGAACUCACACAAUGCCCUUGCCUCCCCCCCCCCCCAACCGCCCCUUGCCCAACUCCCCCAAAAAAAGGAACACUCUCAGUACAUCCCGAAUCCCACACAGUUUAUUAUAUAUAUAUAUAUAUAUUCUAUAUUAUAUUUUUGGAACGAUUCCCCCAACAGUUUCAGUGUAUUUACCACCCAGCCCAACACGCCACACUUAUCUAUACACUGUAAAUAAUCUGUUUAGUCCCGCUUGAAUGUGGCCACACCCACACGACCAGUUCCCUACGCCAGUACACUGUAAAAAUAAGUUCAGAUCAAGCCAAACCAAGUUGCAACUGUAGUUAAUACAGACGAGUUGGGCAUCAACAAGGACAGGUACAAGUCCCUGGCCGACGAGAUGGACUCCACAUUCGCCGAAUUGGCUGGCUACUAAGUUGGCCAACAGUCCCAUUAUACCAAAUCCACACCAGCAGCGGAGGAAGAUGGAGACGACGACGAGAUGGAGAACUCUACUAAUUGUAAACGAAUAUCUCAAAUUGAUUUGGCCAACACGAAGAUCGGCGGCCGCAGAUACCAAGAACAACAACCAUUGUGUAUGCAAUUCUUUAUAAAUCUAUAUAUUUCAUAAUAAAUAAAUAACAACAACAAACAGAUCAACAACAGCAACAAAGCCAACGAGCAUAGAAAGCAAAUGGAAAUUCUUUUGUUUUAUAAAAAAUAAAAUUAUCUAAAGUCAAAAGUAGCAGAAUGUAUAAAGUAAACAAAACGAAAACAAGAACACGAAUUUUGUAUUUUUAAAAUCAAUGUUUAAAAAUAUUAAGAAGCGCUUGCAGUCAGGCAAUAAGAGCGAGAGAGCUAGAGAGAGUGCCCAGGAAAGAGACGGGGCUAAAUUUAAAAUUUUAAGAUCGCGCUGCCUGCUUUACUUUCAGUUUAUAUCUUACAAUUACACCACAAACAAACAAAAAAACACCCACAAAAAAAGUAUAAAAAAAUUUAUAAAAACUUUGCUAAAAAAAAAUU